Molecule: messenger RNA, 1413 nt
Organism: Coniophora puteana RWD-64-598 SS2
Lineage: Eukaryota; Fungi; Basidiomycota; Agaricomycetes; Boletales; Coniophoraceae
Product: cation efflux protein
Exons: 6
Coding region: 1-1413 (470 amino acids)
Biological process (GO): intracellular zinc ion homeostasis; zinc ion transmembrane transport
Cellular component (GO): membrane
Molecular function (GO): zinc ion transmembrane transporter activity
Source: RefSeq, a predicted model, not a curated record
AUGGAGCUUUCUCGCUCCGCGCGCAUCACCAUCCUCCUGGUCAUAGAUGUCAUCUUUUUCUUUGUCGAGCUCGUAGUGGGAUAUGUCGUCGGAUCUCUGGCUCUCGUCGCCGACAGUUUCCACAUGCUCAACGAUGUAAUGAGUCUCAUUGUUGCACUCUGGGCUGUCAAGGUCGCCGGCCGCAGGUCGAGGGACGCGCGCUAUUCGUACGGCUGGCAGCGUGCUGAGAUUCUAUCUGCCCUCGUUAAUGGUGUCUUCCUCCUUGCCCUAUGCUUUUCCAUUACCAUGGAGGCCAUCGAGCGGUUCUUUAGCAAGCCUGACGUUUCGAACCCAAAGCUCGUUGUCAUCGUUGGGUGCUUGGGUCUCGCGUCGAACGUUGUUGGCUUGUUUCUCUUCCAUGGUAAGCUAUACAUAGCCCAUCACUGCUCGCACCACGGUCACGGUCACGAGCACGAGCACGAGCACGAUCGUGACCACGGAGCGUCUCUUCCCCUCGAAAUGACCCGCGUCGUUAUAGCAGAUCCUAGUCAAAUAGAACGAGGCGAAGCAGAUAUUGCAAGGGACUCGAGCGUGCGUCGACGUUCUCGGGAAGAUUCAUAUCCCGGAGCGUACGGCCACCCCGCGGCAACUCGAGCCUCAAUCGUUCAAGCCGCUCAGGACAUGACCUCGAUUCACACUUCGUCUUCUAUUCGUCGUUCAGGAGAACAUGAUAGUCAUUCGCACACUCAUGGCCACCGCUCUCAAGGAGCCCUGUCCUCCGCCGGGCAUGACGCCGAGCUUACCGGCCACAAUCACGGUCACGGCCAUUCGCACGGCUCUAUGAACAUGCACGCCCUCGUUCUGCAUGUCAUGGGCGACGCGCUUGGCAAUGUCGGGGUGAUCAUAUCAGGUCUUGUCAUCUGGCUCACACCAUGGCCCUCAAGGUUCUACCUCGAUCCCGCAGUCAGUCUCCUUAUCACCGUCAUCAUCUUCGUCUCCGCAGUUCCCCUUGUCCGCGGUGCGUCCGGCGUCCUCUUGCAGGGUGUCCCUUCAGACAUCUCCUUGGAGGACGUGCGCAGAGACAUUCUCACUAUCGAUGGUGUCCUGUCAGUGCAUGAGUUGCACAUUUGGCAGUUGUCCGAGGCAAAGGUCGUCGCUUCUGUGCAUGUGCUCGCAUCGCGGAGUCACGAAUUUAUGCCGGUGGCCGCUGCAAUCCGCAAAGCGUUGCACCUGCACGGGAUUCACUCGAGCACAAUUCAGCCCGAAUACCUCCCAGACACAGGGGCAGCUGAGGAAGUGCAGACUGUGUCUGAUGACUUAUCUUGUCUCAUCGUGUGUCCGACGGAUCAGAAAUGCGAUCCUUCUGAGAAUGCAUGCUGUCGUAAGUGCACAUUGAUGUUACUAUCUCCGGUAACUGAUAUCCUGUCGCGUUAG